CCAGGUGAACAACAAGGCGGAAACGCGGAGUCCGAGCCAUUCCGAGCGAGAACGAACGAACCCGAGCCCGAGCCCGAACCCGAAUCCGAAUCCGAGGCGCGUCGUGUCUUUUUGUUGCUUUUUGUUCGAGUGCGAGUGAGAGUGCAACAUGCCGAGCCGAGUGCGGAGGUGAAACUGAAACCGAAACCGAGUCGGAAGUCGGAACAGACUCCAGAACGGAGAGCCAGGACACUUUUGGGCCAAGUUGGCGCUAGGACGUCGCCGCUGCGAACAGAACCACGCUGGCCGUUGACCGAGUGGCAACGCUGCCCGGAGAAUCCACAACCUAGACAGAGAAUUGAGAAUUGGCAGUUGGAGAAUUAGGGAACCCAGAACCUGAGCCAGGGACGGAGCAGCUGUUGCAUGCCGUGACAGACUCAGUGACGCCGCCGUCGCUGCUGCUGUCGACGUCGUGAGUGCCGCGCCGCGCCGUCGUCGCCGCGUCUUUAUUUUUGUUGUUGUUUGUUUUGGUGACCGCGAUCGCGAAUCGAUCCUCGCGAGUGAGUGAACGAAAAAGAACUACGAACAGAGAGAAAGAGGAGUGGAGAACAAUAAUACAGAGAAAGGAGUGGAGUGCGAGGUAUCGCGUAUUCGAGCCAAUGGUUGAGUCUGCCAGCAUGAGGACCCUAAUCCUGCCACUGAUACUGGCGCUGGCCGCCGUUGGACCCGCUGCCAUCUCCGCCGGCGGCAUCUCGGCCAACGAUCCCUGCUACUUCGAGGGCAAGCCUCGCAAGUGCCUGCCGAGCUUCGUGAAUGCCGCCUACGGAAAUCCUGUUCAGGCGUCAAGCGUGUGCGGUGCCCAGCAGCCGGAGCGGUACUGCGAACUGCUCCGCGACGGCAGUGCCGGCGAUUGCCGCCUCUGUGAGCCGCACCAGCGGUAUGGAGCCGGAGCCUUGACUGACCUUAACAAUCCCAGCAACGUAACCUGCUGGCGCUCGGGAGCGGUAAAUGUGCCCCACGACCCCGACUCCGCGCCGCCGGACAACGUGACCCUGACCCUGUCGCUGGGCAAGAAGUACGAGCUGACCUACAUCUCGCUCUCCUUCUGCCCGCGCUCGCCGCGCCCCGACUCCCUGGCCAUCUUCAAGAGCUCGGACUUUGGCCAGACCUGGCAGCCCUUCCAGUUCUACAGCUCCCAGUGUCAAAAGUUCUACGGCCGUCCGGACCGGGCCAAGAUCUCCAAGUUCAACGAGCAGGAGGCACGCUGCAUCAAUGCCCAGCAUGAUGCCGGUGCCGGCGGUGGCGGUGGUGGCGGAGCUGCCCAGCGAUUCGCCUUUAAUACGCUGGAGGGUCGACCCUCGGCCAACGAUUUGGACGCCUCGCUGGUCCUGCAGGACUGGGUCACAGCCACCGACAUCCGGGUGGUCUUCCAUCGUCUGGAGCUGCCGCCGCAGCUGCUGAAAGCCCGCAAUGCCAACAGCUUCAGCGACGAGAUGGGUGGCAGCCGGGAGGCCGACGAGGACGACGAUCCAGAUUUGGAGUUGGACGGGGAGCAGGAUGAGUACGAUUAUAACCUGCAGGACAACGACAGUGCCGAUGCCGGCUACGACGAGGAGUACGAGGAGCCCAAAAAGCACCUCGAGUUGGACGACGACCUGCAUCUGGACUAUGCCAGCGACGGUGAGUCUUCCUCCGGCAAGCGUCACUCAAAGCACAAGGGCAGCAAUGCCUACGAGAAGCACUACCAGAGCAAGCUGGCGGCUACCACGUCGCCCCAGCCGCCGCCGCUGGUUAAGAGUCUGCCCGGCAAGACCACGCCUCCGACUACACCCAGUACCAGUGCCGCCGCACCCCCUGCUCUGCCCGUCUCGCAGCAUUACGCGGUAUCUGACUUUGCCGUCGGCGGACGCUGCAAGUGCAAUGGCCAUGCCUCCGAGUGUGUGGCCACUGUUGGAGCAGGAGCGGCAGCAGGGGCCGACCAGGACGAUGGUCAAGAUGAGGACUCACCGGGCGGAGCCACGCUGGGCGGUCACUUUGGACGCAUGACCAUCGGAAGCAGCGGCCUGCAGCUGGGCGCCAAGCUGGCCAUGACCUGUGCCUGCAAACAUAAUACCGCCGGGCCCGAGUGCGAGCGCUGCAAGCCCUUCUACUUUGACCGUCCCUGGGGCAGGGCCACCGACAACGAUGCCAACGAGUGCAAGAUGUGCCAGUGCAAUGGCCAUGCCCGUCGCUGCCGCUUCAACCUGGAGCUGUACAAGCUGUCCGGACGCGUGUCCGGCGGAGUGUGCUACAACUGCCAGCACGACACCACGGGUCGCUACUGCCACUAUUGCCGCGAGGGAUACUACCGAGAUGCCACCAAGCCGCCGAAUCACCGCAAAGUCUGCAAGCGCUGCGACUGCCACCCGGUGGGCUCCACGGGCAAGACGUGCAACCACCUGAGUGGCCAGUGUCCCUGCAAGGAGGGCGUCACCGGACUGACCUGCAACCGCUGUGCCCGGGGCUACCAGCAGACGCGCUCUCACGUGGCGCCGUGCAUCAAGGUGCCCACCAAUGCCAACAUGAUUCAGGCCGAGAGUGCCGGCGGCGGCGGAGGAGGCGGCGGCACAGGCGACUACAAGGAUGGAGGCGGUUCACAGGCCGAGGAAAUGAAAAAGUACUGCGGCAAGUGCAAGGCCAGUCCCAAGAAGCUCAAUCUCAACAAGUUCUGCAUGGAAGAUUACGCCAUCCUGGCCAAGGUGAUUGGACACGACCGCGCCUCUCAGGACAUCAGCACCGAGAAGUUCUCCAUUGAGCGGCAGAACGAGAUCUACAAGUACGAGAUCAACAUCCAGACGAUCUUCAAGCGGAACCCAAUGUCGGGCACGACGAGCUCCCUGCUGGGACGCGGAAAUAUGAUGCUGCUGGUGCCGCGCAAGAGCAUCGAGUGCCAGUGUCCCAAGAUCAAGCUGAAUAAAUCAUAUCUCAUCCUUGGACGCGACUCGGAGGCGGCGCCCGGCUACCUGGCCAUCGGACCCAGCUCCGUGGUCCUGGAGUGGAAGGACGAGUGGUCGCUGCGCAUGAAGCGCUUCCAGCGAAGGGCACGCAAAUGCAGUUGAAUCGAGCCGGAAACGGAAUAUGUCAGAGCGGAUUUCAAUUUCACACACUUGGCUAGGUAUCGGUUUUUGUAUAAAUUGUACAGUUUACUCAAGUUUCUGACCUUCUUCGGCAUAAUGCUAUAAAUUAAUCUCAGUCCCAACCCGAACUCCGACUCGACUCAAGUUGAGCCCCAGCAUCUCGUUCGAGCCACACUAUAUAAUCCUAUAUAAUUCCUGCCUAGAUAAGCUUCCACCUGCAGUGGCGUUUCUAGUCCAUAAAACGCUCUGCACACUCUACACACUCUACACACUCUACACACACAUACUGCACACUUCCGACUUCCGACAGACAUAAAAAUCAGACAUAGAUCCCCCGAAAAAAGGGGGGUCUCUUUAUAAAUCGCCAAAUGCUAAUUACAGUUACCAGCGUGUCCCCAGCAGUUAUGGCCAUAAAAAGCAGUUAUAACAGCGAAAAAGAGCCAAAACAUUGAGGGAAAAGCGUCACAUGUGUGACAGGGGCGUGGGGCAUGUUUCCACAGAGGGGGGGCAGAAGGGGUAACAGCACAGGCAGCACAUAAGUGCAGUCAUAAACCAACAACACGAGCCUUGACCAGAUGCCAGCCACUCGAAACACGCACAUGCAACCAGUGGCGUGCCGCAAAGGGGGGGAGACCCUAACAAUAUUAUAUUUAAAGCUUUAGUUGCUUAGUAAUAUUAUUUCCAAAAAUGUCAAGCAAAUUGCUCAAUUUUAAAUGUUCAAAAAAUAACAAAAGAAACAUAAUUAAGCCCUGGAAAACCUUCAAUUUAAAUAUUUAAUUAAUUAAAUCCUAAAGAAAAACUAAAGCAAAUUGACGUUUCAGAUAUCGUUUUCUAUGCUAAAAUAUAUUUUUUUGAAAAUUAAAUCCAAGUCGAAAACUAAAACCUAUUAAAGCUGCUCCAUUCUAUAAAUUCAAUUCAAUUUUUAGCAUUUAUUUUUGCUUCUAAGAAAAAUGUAGAAAAAAAGCUACACACAUUGUUGUCCAUAGUUUAUAUUCCCUACAGUUUUUUUUUUUUAUAUUUUCGUAUACGUUUCUCAAGAGUUUAUGCAAACAGUUUUGGCUGUAAUUAUGCACAUGUUUAUUGACAGUUCGCCGGUUGAUUUUUCACGCGCUUUUGCAUAACAAUUUGUUUGAUGAAUGCAUCAAUAAAUGAAAGGAAAAAAGAAACAAGGCGACGAACACGCAUUUAAAAUGCAUUUAUCUGGAUUUAAUUUUCGAUUUGAAUUAUGCAUGCAAAUUGCAAACGCAACCUGUCUCCGGACUCACUCGGUCUCAGUCUCCGCCGCGAAGGCGUCAAGAGCGAGGAGCGAGGUGUUAUUUGUUAUUUGUAACUCGUUUUUCGAGCCCAGUGUAGGCCACGCAGACUUGAGGCCCGUUACGGGGGAGCCUCUGGGUACAGUGGGGUCAGCUAAUAAAUAAAAUCAAGUAAAAAGUAAGCUAGCUACAGAAUAUUUUAUAAAAUAUGUCAUAUUCCACUUCAAUUAAUCCUUUACCGAUUUAAAUAGUUAUUUUUUUUAGCUUUCAGUUUCAAGCUUAACUUGGAAUGUUCCCCUUAGCCUGUGCCCACUGUACCGAUCGAUAUGCAUCACGUUUAGCAACAACAAAGCAAGAGACAAGCUGAAAUACGUUACUCAAAUUAAACAGCAGAAACAAACAGAAGAUUGAGCUGGAGAAUUACACUGCGAGAAAUUGUGACGAAACUAUAUUUCAAUUUACCAAGAUUGAGCGAGAAAUUCUAUUCAACCCUCUGUUUUUUUCAUAUAUCAAGUCUAGAGAGAAUUAAAAUUAAAAUUAAAUAUAUAAAUUCUAGAGUCAAUAGCCCCAUAAUUUGUGUAAAAGCUAACUUCGUGGGCCGAGCCCCCACACACACGCUCAGCCACCCCACACGCCACUCUCCCCUUGCCACUCGCCACUCGUUACUCUUCACUUCUCCACGCUUCCACUUUUCCAGUGCAGUUACACACAUUUUUUCUUUUUUUUUUUUGUUCAAUGUUGCUGCGGAUUAAACAUGUUUCGGACUCAAAAUGUAACAUGAUAUAUGACAGCCAAGUGUCGAACUUGAUAAAUGUUUUAAUGAAUUUAUUUUCGUGUUUAUGUUCUGUGCCUGCCAGCCAUCGAAUCCGUCGAGUAUCGAGAUCUUUAGCCGACUUUAGCCACGACACCUACAGCCGCAGCUCCGUCUGUCUCUCUGUCCGAUUCUGAUGUCCAAUGUCGCUGCAACCAUUCCCAGUGCCAUUCCCAUUCCGAUUCCCACUCCCAAGCUAUUCAGGUCUGACCGUGACCAUGAUGUAUGAUAAAUCAAAAUGGGGCCAGCAUGUGCAGGGAGCGGCGAGCAUGGAGAGUCGGACAGUUAACAUGCUGCGGCAUUUAAGCCGAGAGCCGUGUUUGCAUUCACUCUUCUACACCCACUCCCGCCCCAGGGACGCAUAAUUAGCCCGGACUCUGGCAUCUGGCCCGGUGAUCGGGAUAGGGAUCCAGGUAACUGGCCAACGUGGCGUAUGAGUCACGAGCAUACACGUGUGACCACCGCAAACAUGGCUAAGAGAAGGGGGUAAGGGGGCGGGUGCGCAUGUCCUGCAGCCAGAUAAAUGCAGAAUUGUCAACUGUUAACUGGAUACAUUUAUGCACAUUUUUUAUGAAUGCUGCCAAGCACAGGCACAGGGUAUAUGAGCAGUUGAAAGGGCUUUGUCAGCAUUUCAGAAAUCAGCAAUUAAAACUGAUAUUUACUAGAACUAAUUAACUGGAAUUUUUAAGAAGGUUAAGAAAUACUUUUCAGAAACUCAGAUCAGACUGUUAUUUCUUUUUUUAAAUAAAUAAAUUUAUUAAAAUUAAACACUUUAAGAUUUCUCCCCUUUCUUUAAAAAUAAAUACCUUCAACAACUUAAACUCAAACUUAGGACUUAACAUUUAAAUUAAAUUAAUAGUUUUCCUCUACCUCUAUAUACCCAAUGUAUUAAAACUCCGACUGAAGGGAACACAAAUAUAAUAAUUUGAAUUGUAAUUGAUGCCUGGCAGAGCAGGAUCUGGAUCUGGACACACACACAGAGCCCAUUAGGUAGGGCUGGGAGUACAACCCCUUUUACCUGAAGCGUGCCAAAAAAUAACGUUAAAUAAAUGCUGAAAAUAAUAUUCAACCCCGCUGUAAAAAAAAAUAAAAAACAUAAAACAAAAAGGCGGAAAGAGACAAAGAAAUGAAAUGAGAAAUUCAAUUGUGGCCUCGGCGACUGCGGCCGGCUGCCUUCAUGCAUAUUUAAAUGAGAUUUUGCGUUAACUGAAUUUUGUCAACGGUAUUCUACGGCCGGGGAGUUGGCAUAUGUGGGCGUGUGGCCAUGAAAACCCCUAUUAAUUUAUAUAUAUACAUAUAGAUGUAUAUAUAUAUUUAAAUAAAUUGGGUUCCCAUUCGCAUUUUUCCUGUAUUUUUUCACUUUUUGCAAUUUUUGCCGUUCAUUUAACGCAUGGUAAUGGCUCUAGGAGGGGCGUGGCAGGAGGGCGUGUUGUCGCAUAUGUAUUUUAAAUAGGAUGCAGACUCCAUUAGCAUAUAAAUUGAUGCGGCAGCUCUGGUUGAGUGGAUAAGCAAUGGCAGAGAAAAAAGUGCCAAGGAUCCUUAUAACAUGGCUACUGCUCGUAACUGUUAACUAGCAUUUGGUUGAAGAACUAACACCCACCAAAAGUAUCGGAACAAAACAACAGCAACAGCAACAAGAACAAGACAGGAACAGGAACUAGCCCCAAGCUGACAAAUUGACUUCCGUUUCCGCUAAAAUAUAACGAAAGAACGAACAAGUACUUAAGCAUACUUAACGAGAAAGAGAGACGCAAACAUAACCAAAUUAGUCAUUAGUUGAUAUGUCAAGCCGUUUAUUUAUUUACACCAACAUACCCCACUCCCCCCUCAAGGACACCUUCUUCCCUACUCCCUAAUCUUAACUUAAAAUUAACACACUCGAGCGGAGAAAUAUAUUUAUAGCAACAUGUAUUUAUAUGUUACGGGGCGCAGAGCGAAUCCAAAAUUGUAUCCUUCUCGUCCCUGGCCCCUCGGUCCGUACCUAAAUCGGGGCGGACUGAACUAAUCACAUAUCCUUCAGCCACACACACAGCUACACACACACACACACACACACACAUAUUAUAAUAAAAUGUUUUUUUUUUGUGUCAGACUAAUACGAAUAUCAAGUGCGUGUGUGUCCAGACGGAAGAAUUAUUCAUACGAUAAGCUAAAAAAUAUAAAAAAAGGGAAUAUAUAAACGUAUAAUACACAUAAAUAUAAUCAAAAAGCCACACGAAACAGCAUUUUUUUCUUAGAUUUUUUGUAAAUACUCAAAAAAUACUCGAGGGCCGAUUAUGCGGAAUUAUUCACAUUGAUUUUUGCUAAUUAUUACGUUGAGCCACACUCUCACACACACACACGCCCACGAGAAGCAGGAGCUGAGGAGGAAUUCACAUUGUCUGAUAUUAAAGUAUUGUAGUUGGUACUUAUAUAAUAUAUAUAUAUAUAUAAAAGAUAAAUAUUAAACUAUGAUUAAUCAUAACAACACAUAUGAUAUGCAAUUUUUGUGGCGAGAGAUGAAACUAUAUCAAAGACAAGCAGAUGGCGGGGCAGCCCAGUUAUAUAUAUAAAAAUAAAAACAAAAUAUAUAUAUAUAUAUCAUUUAUGUGUACUUGAGAAAGUAAAAAACCGAAAAAGCAAAGCAAAAAGAGCAUGAAAGUUUAAUCGAAUUAAGUGGACAAAUUGCUAAUAAUAAUAAUAAAACUAAUAACGAGAUCAAA
Drosophila kikkawai is the source of this 7861-nucleotide messenger RNA. It is a transcript of the gene NetB, whose product is annotated as Netrin-B. Gene Ontology annotation, biological process: tissue development; animal organ morphogenesis. The record is from RefSeq and is a predicted model, not a curated record. Gene Ontology annotation, molecular function: protein binding. Lineage: Eukaryota; Metazoa; Arthropoda; Insecta; Diptera; Drosophilidae.